Phyllostomus discolor (pale spear-nosed bat) is the source of this 2619-nucleotide messenger RNA. It is a transcript of the gene BIN1, whose product is annotated as bridging integrator 1. Gene Ontology annotation, biological process: regulation of endocytosis. The transcript is spliced from 20 exons. The record is from RefSeq and is a predicted model, not a curated record. Gene Ontology annotation, cellular component: plasma membrane; cytoplasm; synaptic vesicle. Lineage: Eukaryota; Metazoa; Chordata; Mammalia; Chiroptera; Phyllostomidae. Bases 483 to 2093 code for a protein of 536 amino acids. Gene Ontology annotation, molecular function: tau protein binding; phospholipid binding.
CAUCCCUUCUUCCUUUCCUCGUCCCCCGUCACGCUCCCUGCUGGCUUGUGGGCGCACGCUCCGCCUCCGCCAGUUGGCUCGGCUAUCCAGUGCACCGCUUGGAGCCGGACCGGACCCCGGAGCCGGUGGCGGGGGCUGGGAGCUCGGCGCCCGACCGGGCGAGGCCCUAGGCGAGAUGGCAGAGAUGGGCAGCAAGGGGGUGACGGCGGGGAAGAUCGCCAGCAACGUGCAGAAGAAGCUCACCCGCGCGCAGGAGAAGUGAGGCUUGUUGGAGCUCAGAAGUGGGGACAGAUGCAGUGCCUGCCACUGGUGUCCAUGGAGAGCCUGCUGGGCUGGCUGGGCAGGUCCUCCAGAAGCUGGGGAAGGCAGACGAGACAAAGGAUGAGCAGUUUGAACAAUGCGUCCAGAAUUUCAACAAGCAGCUGAAUGAGGGCACUCGGCUGCAGAAGGAUCUUCGGACCUACCUGGCCUCUGUCAAAGCCAUGCACGAGGCUUCCAGAAAGCUGAACGAGUGUCUGCAGGAGGUGUAUGAACCCGACUGGCCUGGCAGGGACGAAGCGAACAAGAUUGCUGAGAACAACGACCUGCUCUGGAUGGAUUACCACCAGAAGCUGGUGGACCAGGCACUCCUGACCAUGGACACGUACCUGGGUCAGUUCCCUGACAUCAAGUCGCGCAUUGCCAAGCGAGGGCGGAAGCUGGUGGACUAUGACAGUGCACGGCACCAUUAUGAGUCUCUCCAAGUGGCCAAAAAGAAGGAUGAAGUCAAAAUUGCCAAGCCUGUCUCGCUGCUUGAGAAAGCCGCCCCCCAGUGGUGCCAAGGCAAACUGCAGGCUCAUCUUGUAGCUCAAACUAACCUGCUCCGAAAUCAGGCUGAGGAGGAGCUCAUCAAAGCCCAGAAGGUGUUUGAAGAGAUGAAUGUGGACCUGCAGGAGGAGCUACCAUCUCUAUGGAACAGCCGUGUAGGUUUCUAUGUCAACACAUUUCAGAGCAUCGCAGGCCUGGAGGAAAACUUCCACAAGGAGAUGAGUAAGCUCAACCAGAACCUCCAUGAUGUGCUGGUGAGCCUGGAGAAGCAGCACGGGAGCAACACCUUCAUGGUCAAGGCCCAGCCCAGAUGCUGGGAUCUCCCUCCAGCGGGCUCCCUCUUGUUUUGCCUCCACAGUGACAACGCUUCUGCAAAAGGAAACAAGAGCCCUUCACCUCCGCCGGACAGUUCCCCUGCUGCCACCCCUGAGAUCCGAGUCAACCAUGAUCCCGAACCAGCCAGUGCAGCCACCCCUGGGGCUGCCCUCCCCAAGUCCCCAUCUCAGCUCCGGAAAGGCCCACCAGUCCCUCCGCCUCCCAAACACACCCCAUCAAAGGAGGUCAAGCAGGAGCAGAUCCUCAGCCUAUUUGAUGACACCUUUGUCCCUGAGAUCAGCGUGACCACCCCCUCCCAGUUUGAGACCCUGGGGCCUUUCUCGGAGCAGGCCAGUCUGCUGGACCUGGACUUUGACCCCAUCCUGCCUGUGGCGAGCCCUGUGAAGGCGGCCACACCCUCUGGUCAGCCGAUCCCCUGGGACCUCUGGGAGCCCACAGAGAGUCCAGCUGGCAGCUUACCUUCCAGGGAGCCUAGUGCUGCCGAGGGCACCUUUGCUGUGGCCUGGCCCAACCAGAUGGCAGAGCCGGGCCCUGCCCAACCAGCAGAAGCCUCAGAGGUAGCAGGUGGGACCCAACCUGCAGCUGGAGCCCAGGAGCCUGGGGAGUCGGCAGCGAGUGAAGCAGCCUCUAACUCUCUGCCUGCCGUUGUGGUGGAGACCUUCUCAGCAGCUGUGAAUGGCACUGUGGAAGGAGGCAAUGGGACUGUGCGCUUGGACCUGCCCCCAGGGUUCAUGUUCAAGGUGCAGGCCCAGCAUGACUACACAGCCACUGACACAGAUGAGCUGCAGCUCAAGGCUGGGGACGUGGUGCUGGUGAUCCCCUUCCAGAACCCUGAAGAGCAGGAUGAAGGCUGGCUCAUGGGCGUGAAGGAGAGUGACUGGAACCAGCACAAGGACUUGGAAAAAUGCCGGGGUGUCUUCCCUGAGAACUUCACGGAGCGGGUUCAGUGAGGGCAGCAGCUGGUAGAGCUCUCUGGGUGUGUGAAGAACAUCUUUUCCCAAAAAAUGUGUGUGUUUAUUUUUGUUUAUUUUUUUUCUUUAAUUUUGGAAAGCAAAGGGAAAUCAAGAGGAGAGACUAAGCCAAGAGGUGUUCUCCCAAAGAUAAGGUUAUUUUCCAAAGAGCCUGGUUUCGGCAAGUUUGGUAGAAUCACCAGUGUUCCUGAAGCUGCUGUGUCCCCUAGUUGAUUUCCUGGCUGCCCCUGCCAGCGCUCUUUGGGUGGCUGCUACCACUAGUGCCCAGCUGAAGGGCAGGGCCUAGGAGCCUCAGAGCCACCGUGCUUGCCUGAAGCUUUCGGCUGAGCCAUUUGGGCAAGGGUCCUCCUUUCCUGGCAGCUGCUGUGGUGGAUCCAGGCUCUCCAGGCACCUUGGGACCCAGACAGCCAGCUGGCCUUGCCCUGUCCUGCAGACCGUCUGUGUGCCGUUUGGAAAUAAAUCAUAGUGUUCAAAACAAAAUGAAACAAAAACACUGACAAAAGCA